This is a messenger RNA of Austrofundulus limnaeus, 1169 nucleotides long. RefSeq names its product zinc finger BED domain-containing protein 1. Bases 392 to 919 code for a protein of 175 amino acids. The transcript has 2 exons. The record is from RefSeq and is a predicted model, not a curated record. Lineage: Eukaryota; Metazoa; Chordata; Actinopteri; Cyprinodontiformes; Rivulidae.
AAUUCACGGUGUCAAAACCACUAAAAUUUUCCGUCAUACCGUGCCUACGGUUUAAAAGUUUUUUUUUGUUUGUUUGUUUUGGUUUGGUUUUUUAUGUCUCGUCAGAGAGAAAGAGGUGAAAUCCUUCCGCUCGUGUUCGGACUUUGACCCCGCCCCCCGUGCACCCCGUAGCUCUUCAAGUAGCACUCAGCUGCGGCCAAUUUUACAGAUUGCAAGAUGGCGGAAGGAGGCGAGGAUCUCCCAGAACUUUUCCCCCCGUCUAAACGAAUUAAAUUGGCUAUAUGGGGAUACUUUGGCUACCGUAAAAAAAACAGACGGCAACGGUUUGGAGGAAGAAGGUAAUCCUACAUGCAAAACAUGCUUGCGGAGAGUGGCAGCCAAAGGAGGCAACAUGUCGAACAUGAUAGCGCACCUACGAGAGCACCACCCGUCACUGUUUGCUACAUACAAGAAUAACGGUGGCUCUGGCAGCAACAAGUCAUAUACAGCAAAAGGUGAAGAUCAGCCCACAAUUCAGCAAGCAUUUAAUAAGCAAGUCACCUAUGCACCCACAUCAAAGCAUGCUAAAGACCUUAACAGUGCAGUGGCAUACUUCAUUGCCAAAGACAUGAUGCAAUUUCAAGCUGUUGAGAAACCUGGGUUCCUGAAGCUGAUGAAGAUGGCAGUUCCACUUUUCAAAAUGCCAUCAAGAAAAUUUUUCUCAACUAAUGAAAUCCCCAAGAUGUACUCAGAGGUCAAGGCUCAUGUGCAAAAACAAGUGGCAAAACGGGUGUGGUUUUCUGCAACAACUGAUCUGUGGACUAGCAGUGGUGGUAGUGGAGAACCUURCAUCAGCUUCACAGUGCAUUUCCUCUCCCCAGAGUGGGAACUCAAGUCCUUCUGUCUAGAAACUGUUUUUCCCAGAGGACCACACAGCUGAACACAUCUUGGAGUUUUUUGAAAACAUGUUUCAGGAGUGGAACAUGACAAGUGGCAGUUUGUCUUCCACCACAACAGACAAUGCAACAAAUAUGAAAAAAAAAACAUUUCAAGACCAACCUUAUGUUUGGCUUGGAUGUUUUGGCCAUAAUCUUAACCUAGCUAUAGCUAAAGCACUCAAAAUUCAAAAAGUUGACACCGCUGUACGAGCAUGCAGGCAUCUUGUACAAGGUUUCUCUCGCAGCUGGAAA